AUGGCACUAGUAGUAUGGCUAAUUCAUUUUGUGGUGAAAACAGGAGGAAAUAUCCCAGAAUUCAAAGCUGAACCUAUCUCCAUGCAAAGAUGAUCUCUGUGGGAGGGAUGCAAAUUGCAAACUGUCCUCCAAGCAAGCUGAUUGGAUGAAAGAUGGGAUUAGUGAAGACGUUCAGGGAUGCACUUGUGAUGCUGAUGCUUUUGUCGCAAUGUGUUAGUCCACAAAGCCCGCAGAAUCUUACAACAGAGGCAACAGGAACAGCAGAUCCAGCUAUGAAUUUCACUAUGGAAACAUUGCCCACCAGUGAUGCAACAGUAGAAUCACUGUCUGGUGUCUCAUGUAAUACUACAAUUUGUGAUUGUUCUCCAACAGCCGUUAUUUGCACAGAUGGAAUUAUAUCACAAGUCCCUUCAUUUAAAGACCCAAGGGACAUUGAAUUGUUAAAUCUGACAGGCAACAUCAUAUCACAUCUAGAUGAAACAAGUCUGAAAAGCUUCAUCAAAGUGAAGAAAAUUGAUUUGUCAUCCAACAGAAUAGAGAGUAUACACAGGGAUGCAUUUUCACAACUCAGCCUUUUGGAAGAAUUGUAUCUUGACAACAACCCCUUACUCUCUAUAUCUGGUGGUUUGUUUGAGGACCUUACUGCCCUGAAGAAAAUUGUUGUGGACCACAAUGCCUUCUGCUGUGAGUUUACCAACAAAGAGGUUCAAUGUAUGGCUACAAAGGAACCAUCCGAGGUUCCAGAUUGUUCUGACCUUGUUCGGAGAUUUAAUGACCCAUCCUCAAGAGUGCUUGAAAUUGUAUGUUGGAUACUUGGGCUGGUUGGUGUACUUGGUAAUGUUUAUGUCAUAAGUAUGAGGAUUGUUCGCAAGGAGUUGUCCAUCCCUCCAGUCAUCCUUGUGUUCCACAUGGCUCUUGCUAACCUCCUUAUAAGCAUCUAUACACUCAUCAUUGCUGCGGUGGAUCUGUACUAUCGUGACAUGUUCCCUUACGUCAGCCCAGCUUGGCGUAGCAGUAUUCUGUGCAUCAGUAUUGGUGUCAUUUCCACUGUGGGCAUCAUUAUGUCUCUGUUCAGUAUCAUUGUCAUCACUCUUGAGAGGAUGGUUGUCACUGUUAUCCCCGCACAUAUUGAUAAAUGGAGCCCCAAAGCAAUGCACGUCACUAUGGGGAUAGCAUGGAUCUUCAGCCUUGCUUUCGGAAUCAUACCUGCCCUCCCGAUUGCAUACUUCGAUGGUUUGUAUGGAGACAACAAAAUGUGCGUUGCUUUACCUCUAGUGAGUCAAGGUCUUGGACCUCUCCAUAGUCCCGCAUUCGAGUAUACCCUUGGUGUGUUCAUGACCCUUUUGGGGAGCUCCACUAUCAUUGCCUUCGUCUGCUACACAGCUGUCCUAAUCAAAGCCUGCAAGAUUAAGUACAGUGAGGUCAACAGGCAUGUGAGGAGUGAGUAUGUCCUCUCACUACAGAUGCUGGUGAUUGUGCUGACUGACUGCCUUGUCUCUCUGGCCAUCUUCAUCUGCGUCAUAUUCCAGCUGGCAGGUCUAAAGUUCCAUGAGGACAUCAUAGUAUGGUUGGCUGCCCUUGUGCUCCCUUUGAAUGCUGCUUUAAAUCCUGUCCUAUAUGCUUGCUUCUCACUGGGGCAUAAUCGCCAGGAUGUGACUCCCCGCUCCUCCCUAAGGCGCUCUCAAGGACUCCGCAGAUCUAAGUGUAGAUCACUGCCAGCCCUUGAUGUGAAUGUGGGAGCUGCAGACAUAAAUGAGGUAAAAAUCGAGAAGGAUGGAAUGUCCCUAGAAAACUUUCUGAACUCCGGCAACACCCUAGACACAAGCAAGAUAAACAGUUUGAGGACACAGAUUCAGAAUUGUCUCACUAGUUGCCAUGAGAACAAGGUGUUACAUAGUGAAGUCACAGCUGGAAACAUUGUUGUACAUUGCAUAGAGGGUACUAACCAGGCCCAUAGGUUUACCAUGAAAGAAACAGAAAGCAGUGUAAAAGAGUAUAAAGAUGAUGAUAAGGCUACUGAUGAGACAGACCUGAACAACCUUGUUGCUGAUCUAUUGGAACGAUUCAAAGAUGUACCUGUUAAGGACAUUGAAGUGAACAAUGGAAAAGCUGAAGGUUGUAUUGAUGAUAAAAACGGUGAGAUUAAACAAGACCCAGAAUCCAUAAAUGAUGAAGUGAACAUUACACGGUCUCCUUCUAUAAGUUCUCAGAAGGAAUGAAAAAAAAGAUAUUUUUAAGAUAACAUGUAAAAAUUAAAACAAAUUAUUACUAUUGUAUUUAAAAAUGAUAUUCAGAAAAUGAACACCUGUAAAGAUGUAACAAGAGAUUUUGGGCAAUAUAAGUUACCGUGACAACAAAUUAUAAUGAGACUAAAACAGUUUUAUUACAUUUAGAUGAGUUUUCGCUUUCUUAUACUUUGCGCAACAAGGUGUUAGCAGUAUGUCCAUAAUAUGCCCAUAAUUGUUAAUACAGGCCCUUGAUUAAUUGUAUAUUGUUUGUGAAAGGUGUUGUCAUAAGGCGAGUGUCACACCUAUAAUAAGGUAGAAUUAUAUGCUAUACAAUAUCAGUUAGAAAUUACUUGUGCUUGUCACGCAGGACCAUAAUCAAAUCUAAAGGCGUAUCACAUAUCAUAUUGUCACAAGACAACCUACUUGUUAUCCUGUUUCUAUUGGCUCAGAUGUUACUGUAAGAGUGGAAAUUUUAAUGACGCAUAGACUUUAACAGAUUUUAAAGAGGAGAGGGUGUCGAUAAAGUUAAAUUUGUUAUUGUUAAUUCAAACGUUGACAAAGGGCGUUAAUACCAACAUUUGACAGACUUGAAGUAAUCUACUGUAAAUUGCUUUAAUUUGGCGCCCACUUUAUAGCCACUUUGCCAAUUCUGUAAAAG
Messenger RNA from Owenia fusiformis, 2886 nucleotides. The record is from the annotation of a GenBank genome assembly. NCBI's taxonomy places the organism in Eukaryota, Metazoa, Annelida, Polychaeta, Sabellida, Oweniidae.